Messenger RNA from Bactrocera dorsalis (oriental fruit fly), 4995 nucleotides. Its product is annotated as box A-binding factor. The record is from RefSeq and is a predicted model, not a curated record. NCBI's taxonomy places the organism in Eukaryota, Metazoa, Arthropoda, Insecta, Diptera, Tephritidae. Gene Ontology annotation, molecular function: DNA-binding transcription factor activity, RNA polymerase II-specific; zinc ion binding; RNA polymerase II cis-regulatory region sequence-specific DNA binding. Gene Ontology annotation, biological process: positive regulation of transcription by RNA polymerase II; negative regulation of transcription by RNA polymerase II; cell fate commitment.
AAAUAAUUCAAAGUAAAUUGUGGAAUUUUUAUUUUUUGCUUGUCAUUUUAGUAGCUUGUUUUAAACAAAAGAUUAUUCACAUACAUACAUAUGCGUGUAUGUACAAAUAACCACAUUGAAAGGGGCGUAGACUCAAUAUGCUGAACAGCCAUCGCCAUUUGCAUGAGCGGGAUAGCGCAUUAAAUGCGAAUAACGGAAACAGUAGCCAUCAAUAAAUCUGAGUGGUGGUGAGUUUCACCCAAGCAAUAGUAUAGCGGUUAUAGAAAUGGCUGAGGUGGAUUAGCAAGUGCCGCCUUAACAACAACAAGCAGUAUUUUAAUUGAACAUAUAAGCAGCAAGUGUAGUGAGGCGUUGAGCGUAGAGCUUGAGCGCGCGCGAGAGAGGGAGAGCACAUUGUUGAAUAAAUAAGUUUGUGUGACUUUAGCUUUGCUCUAGCGGUUUAUGGAAUUUGAGUGCGAAUAGUGCUGUGCUUAUGAUUGUAUACGAGUAUAAAUGUUGCCACAUAUGGUUCUAUGUUUUCUGGAAGCUGUUUGUUUGUACACAUGCCAAAGCUGACGCCUAAGCGUGCGCGAGAGGCUUUUCAUUUCGCACAGCCGCAAUAUGUGUGUGUUUAUAUAGGCUCUCCUUAAUGUACGAUGGUGUGGUGUAUUCUGGCAAUCUGCUGGAAGCUGUUGCUGUGUACAUUUUGUGUUCUUGUUUUUGUAUUUCUGAGAUUUUUAACGCUCUUUGCUUUCGCUGCUUUCGUUUCUAUAUUCAUAUUUUAUUUAUUUAUUUGGUGAAAACACAUUCAUUUGAGAUUUUUCGUUUGAAUGUGCGACAGAUUUUCAUUAGCAACAGUUUAAAUAAAAAACUCGUACAUAUCAGCCGAGCAGGCGCGUGAAUUGACGGCAAGUGUGCAGCAUAGUGUUCUAAUAGAAAAUCAAAUUAAACGUUUUCAGUUUACAUAUGCGCGUACGUACAAUUGAAUUGUAUAUCAAUUAUCAUUAGAAGACGGUAUUGAGAUUUAACUGACUAAAAAGUGAAAAAAUUCCUUACAGAAAAAAGUUUGUGUGCAAUUGUCUUACAACAAAAAAAGUGUGCAAAUGAAAACUCACAGUGAAAAAUAAUGAAAUUCCCUUCGCGUAGUAAUAGCAAAAGCUCGACUAUAAUAGCUACAGUGCAAAACGCUGGCGCUAGUAACGGCAUGCGUGCCUCAAAAUAUGUAAACGUGCAUAAGGACACCAAUAAGGACACUGGCAAGGACCGGCGCAUGCCUAGUCUGUUAGCGAAUGCAGUGAAAAUGAAGAUUACAAAGUGUAAUGCCACCAAGUUGGCCAACUCCAACAAUGGAAAUAAAGGCUUAGGCACGACGACUAUGUCGAAUACAACAACAAAUGCAUUUUACAACAAUAUGUGCAGAUCAUUGAAUGAGAAUCACAGAAUGGCACAGCUAACGAAUUUCCAAAAUACUCAAGAAUCAAAAGGAUUAGACACAUUAAAUGGACUUUAUUCAACAACAACAACCACACAACAGCACAAAACAAGUGGUGAAUGUGGCGAAAUGGAGUGUCAACCGAUACAACAACAAACACAAUAUUACGGACAGCAGGAUCAGCUAUUGGUGGAAGAUAUGUCAGCUUGUAUGGCAAAAGCAACAACAACAGAAACAUCAAAUGAACAGCGUGAUCAUUUCAAUCUGCUGUCCAACAACGACACAAGAGUGACAGGGAACGGCGGCAUAUUAAAGGAAGGGCAGCGCCAAUCACCACCACAGCCAAUGCUGAGCGAGCGUGCAAGGAUCGAACCUACAACAAUGAAACUGGCUGCGCCCAAAGCUGACGCAGCCGAACACUCAAUACAGUCAACACAGCAACAGCAACAACAACAACAGAAAGUGCAGACAGUGCAGCACACAGAAGAGAAUUGUACGCAGGCGAGAAACACGAGCAUAUCUCAAACAACAACAACAAAUGCAAUGCACUCGCCUUGUACGUUUGUAAACUCACACACGCAUAGCCGAUCGACAACGCCACCGACACCACAAGCGCACACAAAACCAACACAACAAGCCGAACAACAACAACAACAAAAACCUCCUGCGUCAUUGUCAACGUCGUCUUCGGCCGCUAUACCGUCGCAUUCGUCUUCGUCAUCAUCUUCGCAUUUGGCUUCGUUGCUUGCACAGCCUGCUGCUAAACUGGCGUUGACGUCGUCUUCGGCGGCAGCGACGACUGUGUCCGCGUCGCCAAUAAGGUCCGCAACACCAAAACUCAUAUCAGUUGUCAACGAAACAUCAAAGCAAACGGUGUUACGUACGAUCGGUGAAGCCCGAACCACAUCAUUAACAACAGUAAAAUCAACAGCAGUGAACGCUUUAGAGCAAACGGCUAAUGUUACACAAAUAAAAACUCCCACAACACUUGCAACGAAUGCUUAUUUUGAAGUGAAAUUAGAGACGACGAGUCAAGUCGAAGACGAAACGGCGAUUCAGCAACAGCAGCAGCAAUCGAGCGGUGACGUUGUUGUUAGAGAUAGCGUCGUCAACACGGAUCCCCAACAAAUACAACAACAGUUAGUGGCGCGAGAUAAAAAUGCCAAAAACGUUGAUAAGUUUCGUAAUGCGAUAACAACGUCUACGACGUUAACAAAAACAAAACAAACACUAAUACCGACUGCUGCCGUGGCGCCGGUUGUAACCGCAAAUGCCGCACAAAUAUCCGUUAUCAACAGUAAUAACAAUAAUAAUAAUAAUAAUAACGGUAAAUUAAGUGUUAGUGUAAACAAUACGAAUGCGAGUGAAAUCAGAAAUGCCAAAAUUAGUGAUAAACAACAAGAACAAAUACCUGUAGAGCCACAACAAGACGAACUGCUGCCACUUAAUUAUCGCGGUGCAAACAAUUCGGUGAUUAUAGCUAAUUUUACUAGCAAUAGCAACAAUAACAACAACCACAACGCAAUUAACACGUCGCACUACGCACAAGAGGCGGCACCCGAAACAGCAUCGACAACAACAACAGUUCAAAUAUUAACAGGUGAGCAACAUUUGGCUGAACCGCAGUAUUUGCGCUACACUCAGCAAUUGUCGCAGGAUAGUAUUGGUGAGGUGCAACAUCAACAUCACCAGCAACAACAGCAAUUGCUGCAACUCACAACAAAUAUACUCAACGGUGCUGAUCCCAAUUUGAAUUUGGCUGUCGCCGCUGAACUGCAACAACAGCAGCAACAACAAUAUCACCAGCAUUUUUUCACCCCUUACAAUAGUUGUGCGUACGAUCUGUCGCGCCAUAAUCAACAACAGUUGCUACAACUUGAUCACCAGCAGCAGCAACAACAAACACAACAUCUUACAAAAGAGUUGCUCGAUAAACCCGACUUAAUUGCUUUACAUCCCUCACAUUUACUAUUUACUCAACAUCUGUCGACGGCGUCGCCGUACGUACACUCACCACCGUCGCAUUUACAUCCACACGCGCACCCGCACGCACCACAUCCACAAUUCAUUGACGACAAUAUGCGCAACAAUUUCAGUCUAUACACCUAUGGUGGCAAUCCACAUGAUCAUCUGCAGCAUCACUCAAGCACUGGCGCCGCACCCAGCAGCAUUGACGAGGUCAUACAGGACACGCUGAAAGAUGAGUGUCUCGAGGAUCAUCACACGGGUGUCAGUUACUGUACGUUGACCACCGUGCCCGACCUUAAGGAUGCCUAUCAUCACACGCAUAUGCUGGGUGCAGUGGAGCAACAGGUACUGACACCCACUCAGCUGCAUCAGCUGCAUGUGAACACACAUCAACAUCACAACAAUUCAGUGAGUUCGGGUGGCGGUUCACCGUCGCCCACAUCACUUUCACACGGCGGUGCGGCAGGUGACGUCUCCAGCUUUACACAAUUGACCAAUGCGACGGCCUACCGAGACGUGUAUGGUGGCUUUACCACCGAUCCGACUGUUAUAUCACUGUUUCCGUCCCCGCUGAGUCCAGUUCUAACAAGUUAUCCCGGAUCCCUCUUGACAUCGGCCACCAAUGGCAUUCAACAGUAUGGCAUGCAACCGAGUAGCGCAAUCAGCGCCGUUUCAUCCGCCUCGCCAUCCCAUCAGCCAGCACAUUCGGCCGCUUCCACGCCUGGCGCACAUGCAACCAACUCUGUAGUGGUAGCGGGUACCGGUUCCGGUUCAAAUUCCAUCAACAACGAUGACUACGGCUCGCCGAAGAGCAAUACCAGUAGUAAUGGUGGUGGGGCGACCAACAGUCAGUCACUUGCUGGUGGCAGUGGACGUUUGCCUGCAUUUCAACGCAUCUCCAGUUAUGUUGGUGGUGCGGGCGGUGCAGCUGGUGUCGGCGGUGUGGCGAAUGUCAACGUCGGAGGUGGCGGCGCCGAUCGUUACACAUCGUUGACAAAUUAUCGCACAAACGACACAUGGGCAGGCCAUUAUGAGGCAAUUGGUUACGCGCCCACUUCGGUCGUAACGAGCGCUGCCGGCCUAGUUGGAAACACGAAUGUCAUACGCAGCUGCAAUGGACGUGCGGGUCCGGGCGUUGGCGUGGUUGGUGUUGGUGUGGAGGGCUCCGCAUCAGCCAAUUUGGCGGCCGCUGCGGCACAUUUGACUGCAUCCGCAUCGUUGUCGGCAACAUUUUACGAUGCCGAUUUUAUCACCGACGGGCGAGAAUGUGUCAAUUGUGGUGCGGUUUCAACUCCAUUGUGGCGCCGUGAUAAUACCGGACAUUAUUUGUGCAAUGCGUGCGGUCUUUAUAAUAAAACGAACGGCAUGAAUCGCCCCUUAAUAAAACAGCCUAGACGAUUGAGUGCAUCCCGUCGUGUUGGUCUUUCCUGCUCGAAUUGUCUCACAACACACACCUCGCUCUGGCGCCGCAAUCCCAGCGGUGAGCCCGUUUGCAAUGCCUGCGGACUGUACUUCAAAUUGCACAGCGUGAAGCGGCCCUUGAACAUGAAGAAGGACACCAUACAGACACGCAAGCGCAAAGCCAAGGGCGCCAAGGGUGAAAAGUCCAGCAAAAG